Molecule: messenger RNA, 5541 nt
Organism: Anoplophora glabripennis (Asian longhorned beetle)
Lineage: Eukaryota; Metazoa; Arthropoda; Insecta; Coleoptera; Cerambycidae
Product: ankyrin repeat domain-containing protein 50
Exons: 16
Coding region: 381-5021 (1546 amino acids)
Molecular function (GO): protein binding
Source: RefSeq, a predicted model, not a curated record
UUGUCAUAACCAAGAAAUAAUAAAACAUUCUAAAAUAAGUAGUAACAUUGUGUGGAAAUACUGUGAUUCUUCAGUGUUUUCGCUUUUAUUCAUCAAGAUAAAUGUUUUCUGGAUGCUUGAUAUUAAUUUUAUGUAACUAUAUCACAACAUAACAUGGCAAAAACCCAAAGGAAUAUGAAAUAUUACAUAAAAUGUAGCACAUUAAUCUUCACCAGGUGAAAUAAGAUAGUAAAGAUGUAAUUUUGUAUAAGUAGUAUGUGUUAAUUUUACCAGAUACGUAAAGGAAACGUUAAGACUGCAUGAAAAAAGAAAGGUAGAUUUGACGUCCUAAAAAAGACAAAUAAACAAAGUAGAUAUAUUUUUUAAAAAAAGAACUUAAAAUGGCUGCCCAAGAAGAUAAAAAGAAAUUCUAUUGCCGGGAAUGGGCCUUUCAAAAAUUGGCCCACUGCUUAGACCAACGGCCAGUUUCAAAAACAUGUGGGGCUCUUUUACUGGGUGGAUCGGGAUGUGGCAAAACCACGUUUUGCUCGGAGCUGUGCUGGCCGUCGCAAGGUCCAGCUAGCAGGCAACAGAGGGCCCUAAAUAGACGUUUACUUUGUUAUCAUUUCUUGCAAGGCCAUAACGAGAAGAGUUUGUCUUUGAGUGAGUUUGUCAGGUCACUUGUAACUCAGAUUUUAAAUCAUUCCACUGAAAGUCACAAGGAACGGAGCAUGAGGAGGAGGUUAGCCCAGGAAUCUCAGAAGGCUGGUGAGGCAGGUAAAUGCCUCAGUCCUAAAUUGGUUAAAAAUAUUUCCUACGAGCAGAACCUCUCCGAAAACUGUAAUUUGCCUCAAGAAAGUUUGUACAGUAACGUAUACUCCGACAACCUACUUUCACCAACGCUUGAGUCGAAGAAGAAUAGUGAGACACCACCUAUACCUAGUUUGCCUGUGAAUCCACGUACUAUCAUAGCUGACGCUUAUCUGGAGAAGCUAAAAUCGGACCCGGAGAUACAAAUCGCCUUGAGAGCCAAAAACAUUGAAAUGAAUCCCGACGACUGCCUUAAAAGAGCCCUGUUGUUCCCUCUGCUCGAAAUAGACCCUCCAAAAACUUCCCUGUUUAUACUGAUAGAUUCCAUCGACGAAUAUUCCUUUGUUUACUCUAAUUCAACGUUAACUAGAUCUAAGCCAAGAGAGAGAAGCUCACAGAGCAAAACAAUUGCUGAACUGUUGGCCAAUCACCAUCAUUUAUUCCCCCAAUGGUUGCUGUUAGUGUGCACCGCCAGGAAACAAUCGAAGAGCAUAGCGAAGAUGUUCACUGGAUUUAGAAAGCUGAGCUUAGACGACUUGAGGAAGUCGCAAGUAGUGCGCGAUGUGCAGCAAUAUAUCCUAGCAAGGUUAGACCAAGAGAACAGUUUGCGGCAGCACAUAAGCAGGGAUACCGCUGAAAUGUUGAAUCAGCUGCAUAUUAAGAGUAACGGCUGCUUUCUAUACUUGGAAAAGGUGUUGGACGGUGUGUCUGAUAAUUUUAUCGUGCUUAGGGAGGUUAGGGAGAUACCCGGCACUUUGAACGGCCUGUAUCUGUGGUUGUGCCAACGCCUGUUCAACCGGAGGCAAUUCGCGAAAGUCCAGCCCUUGUUGAACGUCAUCCUAGCCGCAAAAUGUGCUUUAAGUGAGACUUUGCUGUAUGACAUAAUAAAAGUGUACAACCCGAAGAUGAACCACGAGGAUUUCAAGAAGAGGUACCACUUGCUGAGGAGGGUUAUAAUAGUGUCAAAAAGCGGAGCUAUUCGGUUGUUCCACCACUCGUUUGCCGAGUGGUUAUUAGAUAUUAAGCAUUGCACCCAGAAAUAUUUGUGUAAUAUCUACCACGGCCACUGUAUCCUGGCUAUGUAUUACACGCUGCACGCAAAGUUGUUGAAUAAUCAGGAAAUUUACGAUUACGCUUUCCACCUCACCAGGAUGGAGCAAUACCUAAAUGAAAAACCUUCGCAGAAGUGCUCCUCGCUCAUGUACAAAUUGUCGCAGGAGAAAAACAACUGUUUGUCGCUUGGGGAGAACAGUCUGGAGAAAACGUCGACUGAAAUUUACUCCGACUUGAAGGCGCUGCAAGAACUAACGAAGAACUACGAAAAAGAACUCAGUUACGAAAUGGACAACUUGGAAACAAGUUUUGUGGAAACGGAAACUAGCCAAAACAACUUGGACGAGUGUCAAUUCAAUAUAGACCUAGGGCUGGGCAAGAUGGAGUCGAAAUUCGAGAGCAUAAACUUAAAGAGUCCCGUAUCUGAUAAGAAUCCGAUAUACGCGGAGAUAAAUAAGAUUCGGAAAGGCAAACACUCCAAGAACAUCGACAUGGCUCAAAGCAUAGAGAACAAUGCUCUGCAGAAUGACUUCAGUUCUUCCACUGCCAACAGCAAUACGCUCCAAGAGUCCGCAACGAAAAGUGUGAUAGACGUGCAUACGUUGACGGUGUUAUGGUUGAUUAACAGCGGCUGCAACGUCGAGGAGUGUCUUUUGGAAGGUAACGAAAUGGCCGGGGUUAAUUUUGGAGCGUUCUUACCAACGGAUCAGAAGGUGUUGAAGUUGCUGCUCGAGGCAGGGGCUGUCGAACAGGCUGAUAUCGAUGGCUGCGAAUACGAAAGUCAGAUGUCCCUGGCUAGUACCUCCAGCGAACCGAGCCCGGAACCUCUCUUUGGGGUGCACGAUCUGCACGGUCAGGCCGCUCUGCAUGUGGCCGCCAGACUUGGGCAGGCCCAAGUCGUAAAGGUACUUUUGGAAGCUGGCGCCAAUGCAGACCAAGCAGACGUAGAUGGAUGGACUCCACUACGCGCCGCGGCUUGGGGUGGACAUACAGAGGUGGUAGAGCUGCUAGUGCAACAUGGCUGUUCCCUCGACAGCGUCGACGCGGAGAACCGCACGGCCCUUCGGGCCGCCGCUUGGUCCGGGCACGAAGAGAUUGUUAAGAUUUUACUGCAAAACAGGGCGAACGUGAAUCUUACCGAUCACGAGGGUAGGACCGCCCUCAUCGCGGCGGCUUACAUGGGACAUUCGGAGAUCGUAGAACACUUGCUUAAUUACGGGGCGGAUAUCAACCACGCGGAUGCGGACGGCAGAACGGCCCUGUCGGUGGCGGCAUUGUGCGCACCGAGAACGCCGGGAGUUAGCGUCGUUUCGACACUUUUGGAAAGGGCGGCCACGGUCGACCACAAGGACAAGGAGGGCAUGACCCCGUUGUUGGUGGCUUCGUUCGAAGGACACAAGGACGUGUGCGAACUGCUCCUAGAAAACGAAGCGGAUGUAGAUCAUUGCGAUCACGGCGGAAGAAGUCCCUUGUGGGCGGCAGCUAGUAUGGGCCACGCUCCUGUCGUUGCAUUGCUACUCUUCUGGGGCUGUUGCAUAGACUCUAUGGAUUCGGAGGGAAGGACUGUAUUAUCGGUAGCCGCAGCACAAGGUUGCGUUGAAGUCGUACGGCAGCUAUUAGACCGAGGCUUAGACGAGCAGCAUCGUGACAAUUCCGGUUGGACGCCGCUACAUUACGCCGCUUUCGAAGGGCACCAGGACGUAUGCGAGGCCCUUUUGGAGGCAGGAGCGAGAGUUGAUGAGACUGAUAACGAAGGGAAGGCUCCCCUAGCGCUAGCCGCGCAGGGCGGCCACACCUCUUUAGUUAAUUUAUUUAUUGAAAAGUAUAAUGCUCCCGUGGAUCAGAGACCGCACGACGGAAAGACUGCUUUAAGGUUGGCAGCUUUGGAAGGCCACUACGACAUAAUCCAAAUCUUGGUGACGAACUCAGCCGAUAUCGACUCGAAAGAUGCCGACGGAAGAAGCACUCUGUACGUAUUGGCACUUGACAAUCGACUGGCAAUGGCGAAAUAUUUCCUACAACACGGCGCUGAUGUUGAAACCAGAGAUUUAGAGGGUCGAACGCCAUUACAUGUGUCUGCCUGGCAGGGACACACGGAAAUGGUAAACCUAUUAUUAACGUACGGUAAGGCGCAAGUGGACGCCUGCGACCUGGAAAAUAGGACGGCACUGCACUCGGCCAGUUGGCAGGGGCACAACGACAUCGUAAAGAUACUGCUUGAACAUGGUGCUCUGCCCGAUCAUACUUGCAACCAAGGAGCGACCGCUUUGGGUAUCGCCGCUCAAGAGGGACACGAAUUGUGCGUUGUCGCUCUGCUGGAACACGGCGCAGACCCCAACCAUUCGGACGCAUGCGGUCGGAAUGCUUUGAGGGUAGCCGCCAAGUCGGGGCACAGGGGGGUUGUUAGACUGUUGGAGGAAUAUAACGCCAGAUCCCACAAGGUGGCGCAUACUAGCAGCAGUGCAAAUUCCAUAACGUCAGCUUCCACGGCAGAAACCAAGCCGUCGUGCGCGAUACUGUACCCCGGAACGGGCGGCACCAGCGACUGGUCCGACCAGCAGCGCAGGUCUAUGGUUUCACUCGGCAAUCACAGUUCCAAUUCCAAAUCCAGUUCCAAUUUGACGGGUUCGAGUCAUUCCAGCCGGCACGGCGACCGGCAAAGAGAAACCACGCAGAAUACUCAACCUAUGUCCUUCACCCAACAACUCCAGCAGUGUUCGAGGGGCGGCAAAACCAGACCCUUAAGCAAACUGCUGUCUCCCUUGCAGAGCGAACCGCAAAGUCCGAUUUACGCUUCCCCACCUCUCAGUCCCGUUCACGAUGCACCAAAUAUGUUCGGUGCGAUGAACAUCUACCAGCCCGUCUUGAGACACAACAACUUCGCCAAGGCCCCCGACACUCACUUCGCCCGCGAUACGCAUAUGAGGAUAAUCCUGGGCAACUCCAGCAGUUCUCCUUUCGGCAAGGACAAGAAGUCCGACCAGUCCCAGGACAACGCAAAGUCUAAUAAUCAAAAAGCGAAACGGAACGGCAUAGUCACCAAUCCGGCGCUGAGGUUGGUCGCCAACGUGAAGAACGGACUCGACACGGCAGCGGCAAACCUGAGGAAGUCUGCGUCCGGAGCGAACCCGGCUUCGAAAACUAACAGUUUUCAUUGGAGGAAAGAAACGCCAUUAUAAGUACGAUGGAGACUUUUCGCAAAAUCUACUAGUCAAUAUUACGGUUUUAAACUGAACUCGAGAAGGAAACUUGCUAACAACACUCACCUAGUCUUAAAUAUAUCAAAGAAAUAAUUAAUAGACUUUAUUUUAUCAUUUAUACUUUCUGUGGUUUGAUAUUUUCAGCUCUGGACCUUGAGUAUAUAGAAAAAAAAAGGGAUAUUAUUAACGCACGCAAUCACCCGCCUGUUUCGGACAGUUUAGGCAUUAUAGUCCGUUUAGGUAUAAAGGAAUAAAUACGGGGUGUAACUUUGAAUAGGGGUCAUAUCUAUGAGGAGGCUGCCUUUGGCCUUUAGAAACACAUAUCAUAAAUUUGUUCUCAAAUUCGGUCCUGAAAACUGAAUUUUUCUUGUUUUUUAAGAAAUUUAACAAUGAAGACACACAAACACUGAACUGAGAAACGUACGUCAUGCAGAAAGUCACAAAGUUAUCUAACAUCCACCAUCUGGCUAUUAUAGUCUUUCCGAAGUCAGUUGAACAU